Archocentrus centrarchus (flier cichlid) is the source of this 667-nucleotide messenger RNA. RefSeq names its product prefoldin subunit 4 (gene pfdn4). NCBI's taxonomy places the organism in Eukaryota, Metazoa, Chordata, Actinopteri, Cichliformes, Cichlidae. The transcript has 4 exons. The coding region runs from base 37 to 444 and encodes 135 amino acids. Gene Ontology annotation, cellular component: prefoldin complex; cytoplasm. Gene Ontology annotation, biological process: protein folding. The record is from RefSeq and is a predicted model, not a curated record.
UAUUUAUUCCGCUGAGCGACAGGCGAAGAAGCGAAGAUGGCAGCGACCAUGAAAUCAUCCGUGGCAGUUGAAGAUGUGAACGUCACUUUUGAAGACCAGCAGAAGAUCAAUAAAUUUGCAAGGAACACGAGUCGGAUGACGGAGCUCAAAAAUGAGAUCUUGGAAAAAAAAAAAACACUUCAGAACUUGCAGGAUGCCAGCGACGACCUAAUGCUGUUUGAUGACAGCUCUCUAUUUAUCCCUUAUCAAAUCGGUGAUGUCUUUAUAAAUCACUCCCAGGACGAAACACAAGAGAUGCUGGAGUCUGCAAAGGAAACACUGGAGCAAGAGGUUCAAGACCUUGAGAAACAAGUGUCAGCGAUACAGCAAGUGUUGGGUGAUCUGAAGGUGCAGCUUUAUGCCAAGUUUGGUAACAACAUUAACCUGGAGGCAGAUGAAAGCUGAGCAGUGAAGGGGACUUUGACAGUUGACCCCAGUACGGACUUUUCCACAGAGCUCCUGUAUCAGAUUCACAACAUGCCAAAAAGACAUCCACGUCAAUGGCUUCAGUUUGGUUGCUUUGUUUAUUCACGCUGACGUGUCUGCAGUUUAGUUUUGAGAAACGUGUUCACAAGGUCGACAAAAUAAAGGUUUUGCAAUUAAAUAAAUGCAGUUCAUUUCUAAUGUA